GACCGCGCAGAGUGAAUAAUAAAGCUCUCCUCGGUGGUAGCGGGCGGUGGCGGAGGGAGCGGAAGGCAAGAGCAUGUCGAAGGGCCCGGCAGCGACCGGGCCUUCCGUGACCGGGCCGGUGGCGCCCGCCAGCGCGCUCCAGGCGCAGCCCGAGAAGCCGCAGCACUACACGUACCUGAAGGAAUUCCGCACAGAACAGUGCCCCCUAUUUGUGCAACACAAGUGUACUCAGCACAGGCCCUACACAUGCUUCCACUGGCACUUUGUCAACCAGCGUCGUCGUCGGUCUAUUCGCCGUCGGGAUGGCACCUUUAACUACAGUCCUGACAUUUACUGCACCAAAUAUGAUGAGACCACAGGGAUCUGUCCAGAAGGAGAUGAGUGUCCAUUCCUGCAUAGAACUACUGGUGACACAGAGCGGAGAUAUCACCUGCGCUACUACAAAACUGGAAUCUGCAUCCAUGAGACUGACUCAAAAGGAAACUGUACCAAGAAUGGCCUCCACUGUGCUUUUGCUCAUGGGCCCCAUGACCUCCGCUCUCCCGUUUAUGAUAUCAGGGAGCUUCAGGCCAUGGAAGCUUUGCAGAAUGGUCAGACCGCAUCAGAGGGUGGCAUAGAGGGUCAGUCUGCAGUUGCCGCUAGUCAUGCUAUGAUAGAGAAAAUUCUCAGUGAAGAGCCAAGAUGGCAAGACACGACAUAUGUUCUGGGAAACUACAAAACAGAACAGUGCAAAAAGCCCCCACGUCUCUGUCGUCAAGGUUACGCCUGCCCUUACUACCAUAAUAGCAAAGAUAGAAGAAGAAGCCCUAGGAAACACAAAUACAGGUCCUCUCCAUGUCCGAGUGUGAAACAUGGUGAUGAGUGGGGAGAUCCUAGUAAAUGUGACAAUGGAGAUACGUGCCAGUACUGUCACACCCGCACAGAGCAACAAUUUCAUCCAGAGAUCUAUAAAUCAACAAAAUGUAAUGACAUGCAACAGUCUGGCAGCUGUCCCAGAGGUCCCUUCUGUGCCUUUGCACAUGUAGAACAACCACCACUUAGUGAAGAGUUACAGUCAACCUCAGCUGUUUCCAGCCCAACGCAAACAGGCCCUGUAAUGUACAUGCCCUCAGCAGCGGGCGAUUCUGUUCCAGUCAGCCCUUCCAGCCCACAAGCCCCAGACCUUAGCAAUGUAUGGAAUAAACCAGGAACUCUGCCAACUAGCCCAACCUCCACUACAAUCCUCUGUAGAAAUAGCAGUCUUGGAAGCCCAUCUAAUAUAUGUGGGUCCCCUCCUGGUGCCAUUGGAAAACCCCAUAGCUUGGAAAGCAUUGGCUUUCCCACAGAUUCAGUAACUGCAGCCAGCAGCUACAAGAAAGCACCCGGGUUUGAACGGGAAGACCUGGUUGGAGCAGAGUACCUAAAGAGUUUCAAAUGCCAGCAGUCAAAAAUAAAGUCCCAUUCCAUGGAGCACAGAUCCCAAGAACAGCCUCUAUUACAGCCCAAACAAGAUAUAUUGGGGAUUCUUCCUGUUGGGAGCCCAUUGACAUCUAGCAUCUCCUCUAGUAUCACCUCUAGCUUGGCAGCAACACCCCCAAGUCCAGCUGGCACCAGCAGUGUCCCCGGCAUGAAUGCCAAUGCCCUUCCAUUCUACCCAACCAGUGACACAGUGGAGUCUGUGAUAGAGUCUGCCUUGGAUGACCUGGACCUGAACGAAUUCGGAGUGGCUGCCCUGGAGAAGACAUUUGACAGCAGCUCGGUGCCCCACACGAGUGGCAUCAUGAUAGGUGGGAGUUUGCUGCAAAGUUCUGCUCCUGUAAAUAUCCCUGGGUCCCUUGGAAGUUCUGCCUCCUUUCACUCUGCCUCUCCUUCUCCACCGGUCAGCUUAUCAUCGCAUUUCCUUCAUCAGCCCCAGGGACACUUAAGCCAAUCAGAAAACACAUUCCUGGGGACAUCAGCCUCUCAUGGAUCAUUAGGUUUAAAUGGGAUGAACAGCAGUAUAUGGGAGCACUUUGCUUCUGGAAGUUUUUCGCCUAGUACCUCGCCUGCGUUCCUGUCGGGUCCAGGGGCUGCUGAGCUGGCCAGACUGCGUCAGGAAUUAGAUGAAGCUAACAGUACAAUAAAACAGUGGGAAGAAUCUUGGAAACAGGCCAAACAGGCUUGUGAUGCUUGGAAGAAAGAAGCAGAGGAGGCCAACGAUCGUGCCAGCACAGCAACUAUGGAAUGUGAGCUAGCCCGAGAGCAGAGGGAGGCCUUGGAACUGCAAGUGAAAAAACUCCAGGAGGAAAUGGAGAGAAUCCACACUGGCCAGGACCCCCAGUUCCUACGUGCUCUGUCUGACCUAGAGACCCUCUCCCUUUCCACACUCUAUACUCUCCAAAAACAGCUGCGUGCCAACUUGGAAAGAGUUGAUAAGGCAGUGUUUCAGAUGCAGUCAGUGAAAUGCCUCAAGUGCCAGGAAGAGAACCGGGUGGUACUACCGUGCCAACACACUGUGCUGUGUGAAACGUGUGCCGAGGAGGGCGAGUGCCCCAUCUGCCAUCCCAACAGGCCACACGCCCUGCAGUCGUGA
Molecule: messenger RNA, 2551 nt
Organism: Gekko japonicus
Lineage: Eukaryota; Metazoa; Chordata; Lepidosauria; Squamata; Gekkonidae
Gene: UNK
Product: unkempt family zinc finger
Exons: 17
Coding region: 74-2551 (825 amino acids)
Biological process (GO): cell morphogenesis involved in neuron differentiation
Molecular function (GO): mRNA CDS binding; metal ion binding
Source: RefSeq, a predicted model, not a curated record